AUGUACGGAAAGGACAACUAUGCUAUGCAGCAAGGAAAUCCAUAUGGCGGCGCAUACGCCGAUGAAAUAGGCCAGAGGAAGCCUUUGAUGGGACCUCCGCAGAUGAUGACUCGACAGCGAAUCAACCUGAUUGGCAUCAUCAUGGCACUUUUUGUGCCCUGGUUUGUGUUCAUCUUGAUGUCUGCGCUCUGGUCAUUUAAGCUGCGGUAUACUUCGCCAGGAGUGGUGAUCGCGAUCACGCUGUCUUUGGGCAUCCUCCUGGGGCUGUACACCCUCUACAGGGUACAGCUCUCUUGCCGGGCGAUCAUGUUUGGCCAGUUUCACCUGGUUGAGACAGGAAGAUUUUCCGUGUGGUUCCUUUUCAUUGCCGUUACAGCUUCAAUAGCGUUUCUGCUGGGCUUGCUGAUCGGCAGCUACAACUACCAGACCAACAUGCGCUCCAUUUUCGAUUUGGUCUCGCUGAAUUCCUACGUUGAGGUGAAUCCUGCAACUAUGCGGGGCCAGGAGCUGAUGGACGCAGGCAAGGUCCAGUUCGUUGCAGGUGCCACUCUGGAUUUCCACCUUGCGAACGGCUUCAAGAACACAGACACAUUUUGCGUAGCCCCCAUAACCGUGAACAACAUGGUGCUGGCUUCCUACGACUUCUGGGCGGUGGGUAAGAACUGCUGUUCCGACCAGCAAGCCGAUUUCAAGUGCGGGGCGUACAACGCUGACGGCCCAAAGGGUGGCCUAAGAAUAACCAACGACGAGGAUCGGGAUUUCUACAGGCUUGCCGUUCAGCAGGCGGAAUCUGCCUAUGCAAUUAAGGCCAUCCACCCCCUUUUCUUCGAGUGGACCGGGGACUCCUCUCAACAGGUCCAGGAUGACGAACGGGCAGGAUACCAGACGUUCCUCGUCGGAAUCAUGGCGCACUUCGGCUUUCAAGCCUUCUUGGUCAUGACAUCGGUGGCGUGUUUCACCAAGAACCGGUUCGAGUAG
Molecule: messenger RNA, 978 nt
Organism: Symbiodinium pilosum
Lineage: Eukaryota; Dinophyceae; Suessiales; Symbiodiniaceae
Source: the annotation of a GenBank genome assembly